Molecule: messenger RNA, 3705 nt
Organism: Elephantulus edwardii (Cape elephant shrew)
Lineage: Eukaryota; Metazoa; Chordata; Mammalia; Macroscelidea; Macroscelididae
Gene: SASH1
Product: SAM and SH3 domain containing 1
Exons: 22
Coding region: 1-3705 (1234 amino acids)
Molecular function (GO): protein binding
Source: RefSeq, a predicted model, not a curated record
AUGGAGGACGCGGGAGCCGCUGGCCCCGGGCCGGAGCCCGAGCCCGCGCAGCAGCCGGAACCUGAGCCCGAGCCGGAGCCCGAGCCCGAGCCCGAGACGGAGUCCGAGCCGGCGGCCGGCAUGAGCGAGGCGUUCUCCCGGCUCUGGACCGAUGUGAUGGGGAUUCUGGAUGGAUCGCUGGGCAACAUCGACGACUUGGCACAGCAGUAUGCAGACUAUUACAACACCUGCUUCUCGGAUGUGUGCGAGAGGAUGGAGGAGCUACGCAAGAGGCGGGUGUCGCAGGACCUGGACGUGGAGAAACCUGAUGCCAUCCCCACGUCACUUCAGCUGCGGUCCCAGAUCGAAGAGUCCCUGGGCUUCAGUAGCACCGCAUCAACACCAGAAGUGGAAAGAAAGACUCCUCUCCAUAAAUCAAACUCAGAAGACGGUUCUAUAGGAAAAGGAGAUUGGAAGAAGAAAAAUAAGUAUUUCUGGCAGAACUUCCGAAAGAACCAGAAAGGAAUAAUGAGGCAGACUUCAAAAGGUGAAGAUGUUGGUUAUGUCGCCAGUGAGAUAACCAUGAGUGACGAGGAACGGAUUCAGCUCAUGAUGAUGGUCAAGGAGAAGAUGAUCACCAUUGAGGAAGCCCUGGCGAGGCUCAAGGAGUACGAGGCCCACCACCGGCAGCCGGCCACCCCAGACUCCGCCGACUGGCCUGACGGUUCCUACCCCUCAUUCGAUGGCUCAUCCAACUGCAAUUCAAGAGAACAAUCGGAUGAUGAAAGCGAGGAGUCGGUGAAGUUUAAGAGGUUGCACAAGCUGGUUAACUCGACGCGCAGAGUCAGGAAGAAACUCAUUAGAGUGGAAGAGAUGCGGAAGCCUACUCCAGAAGGAGGGGAGGAGCAGGCCUUUGACAAUUCCCCAGGCGUGGAUGAGAGAUCUGCUCUGUACUCAGGAGUCCACAAGAAGCCGUUGUUCUUCGAUGGCUCUCCUGAGAAACCUCCUGAAGAUGAUUCCGACUCCCUCACCACCUCUCCAUCCUCCAGCAGCCUGGAUACUUGGGGAGCUGGCCGGAAACUGGUCAAAACCUUCAGCAAAGGAGAUGGCCGAAGCCUGAUUAAACCCCCUAAGAAGAUGGGGACGUUCUUCUCCUAUCCAGAAGAAGAAAAGGCCCAGAAGGUUUCCCGCUCCCUCACGGAGGGAGAGAUGAAGAAGGGCCUGGGGUCCCUGAGCCAUGGGAGAACCUGCAGCUUUGGAGGAUUUGACCUGACCAACCGCACUCUACACAUUGGCAAUAACAACUCCGACCCGAUGGGCAAAGAAGGAGAUUUUGUGUACAAAGAAGUAAUCAAAUCGCCCCCUGCCUCCCGUAUCUCUCUGGGGAAAAAGGUGAAGUCGGUGAAAGAGACAAUGAGGAAGAGGAUGUCUAAGAAGUACAGCAGCUCUGUUGUGGAGCAGGACUCAGGCCUUGAUGGAAUGCCCGGCUCCCCUCCGUCAUCCCAGCCGGACUCAGAGCGCAUGGACAAACCCAAGCUCAAGGCGGGUGGCUCUGUGGAGAGCCUGCGAAGCUCGCUGAGCGGCCAGAGCUCAAUGAGUGGCCAAACCGUGAGCACGACGGAUUCUUCCACCAGCAACAGGGAGAGUGUCAAGUCAGAAGACGGUGACGAUGAAGAGCCGCCCUACCGGGGCCCCUUCUGUGGGCGCGCCCGGGUGCACACCGACUUCACGCCCAGCCCCUACGACACGGACUCGCUCAAGCUCAAGAAAGGCGAUAUCAUUGAUAUAAUCAGCAAGCCACCCAUGGGGACGUGGAUGGGCCUGUUGAACAACAAAGUCGGCACGUUCAAGUUCAUCUACGUGGAUGUGCUGAAUGAGGAGGAGGAGAAGCCCAAGCGCCCCACCAGGAGGAGGCGGAAAGGAAGACCACCCCAGCCCAAGUCUGUGGAAGAUCUGCUCGACCGGAUUAACCUGAAAGAGCACAUGCCCACGUUCCUGUUUAAUGGCUAUGAAGAUCUGGACACCUUUAAGCUCCUGGAGGAGGAAGACUUGGACGAGUUAAACAUCAGGGACCCGGAGCACAGAGCCGUUCUCCUGACUGCGGUGGAACUGCUGCAGGAGUAUGACAGUAACAGUGACCAGUCGGGAUCCCAGGAGAAGCUGCUCGUCGACGGCCAGGCCCUGAGCGGAUGCUCCCCACGGGACUCGGGGUGCUACGAGAGCAGCGAGAACCUGGAGAAUGGGAAGUCUCGGAAAGCUGGCCUCCUGCCUGCCAAGUCGUCCACCGAGCCCAGCCUGCAGUCUUUCAGUAGGAACCAGCUGGGUAACUACCCAACACUACCCCUAACCAAGUUGGUGGAUGCGCUGAAGGAGGGCGAGAAGGAAAGCCUGCUGGCCAGGGGGCUCGCCCCUCGAGACGCCUCCAGCUGUGACCAGCCGAGAGUGACUGGUGUGACAAAAAACAGGAGAAGUCUCCCCGUUUCCAUGUGCCGGAGCUGCGAAGCCCUGGAGGACCCCCAGCCGGUGGCAGCCUGGCCCCGGUCCCACUCCCUGGAUGACCUUCAAGGAGGGCCGGAUGCUGGAAAGGAUGGGCUUGGUGGGCCUGCUGGCCCGUCCCCUCGGGUUUUACCAGAAGUGCCACAGAAGACCCCCGCCGCCACACUCCAGGCGCUGCUGUUGACCCAAAGCAAGAGAUGUUCUGAUCCCCAGAAAAUGACCGCUAAGAGACUGGAUGAUCCAGGGGCUGUCUUGUCACCUCCUCCGUGUUUGCCCAAAACCUGUGGCAUGAAACCCAGCUUAACGAGGACACCUGUGGAGGGUCACAGAAAAGGACAUGAUUUUGAAGGAACAAAUCACCCCCCAAGCACCAAAGAAAAAGCAGGUGCUGAGCAGAAGGUUCCCGAGGCGAGAACGCAGCCGAAAAAUCCUUCCCAGCCCCCACCCGUGCCUGCCAAAAAGAGCCGGGGGCGCCUGGCCAACGGCCUCCUCCUCGUACCCACGGGCCCCGGGACCACCGCGUCCAAUCAGGACGCACCUUGUCUGCCCAUCAAAAGGGGCAGCCCUGCCAGCCCCACUGACACUGACUGCCACCCAGCCCAGGCUGCCAGGACCACCCCAGGGGAUGAGUCUGGCAGCCCUGUGAGCACCAGGCCCCCGCCCUGGCUCUCAGAACUCCCAGAGAGCAAGAGUAUCCCUGAGCAUGGUGCCCGGGCCAGCCUGGUGCUCACCAGGAAGGUGUCCUGCAGCCGCGGGGUCAGCCUGGAGAUGCUGACUGAAAACAAACUGCAGGCAGAGGGCAUCGACCUCACUGAGGAGCCCUACUCGGAUAAGCAUGGCCGCUGUGGGAUCCCGGAAGCCCUGGUGCAGAGAUACGCCGAGGACUUGGAGCAGCCGGAGAGGGACGUGGCAACCCACAUGGACCAGAUCCGUGUGAAGCUGCUUCGGAAGCAGCACCGCAUGGCGAUCCCAAGUGGUGGCCUCACAGAGAUCUGUAGAAAGCCCCUGUCUCCCGGAUGCGUGGCAUCCGUGUCUGACUGGCUGGUGUCCAUCGGCCUGCCCAUGUACAGCAGUGCCCUCACAGAAGCGGGGUGCAGCUCGCUCAGCCAAGUGCCUACUCUGUCCCACACUUGCCUUCAGGAGGCCGGCAUCACAGAGGAGAGACACAUCAGCAAACUCAUGUCCGCAGCCAGACUCUUCAAACUGCCGCCGGGGCCCGAGGCCAUGUAG